UCUAGCACCUCAUUCAAAUUCCGAGCUUUCAUAGGAAGAGGAGUCACAUGACAUUGAAGUUUAUUUAUAUAUUAAUAACAUUUGAGACAAAUGCAGAAUAUAUAAGAUUAUAGCCAAAAGGCUCAUUUCCAUCUUUUGUCCCUUGACCACCACAUUGGUGCAUAUGAAGUGUGGAAAAAAGUGUCCAUUUCUUUUAAAACUUUUAAAAGUAUCAUGAAGUGGGCCCCGGCAGUGGCGCAACUGGCUGGGGCACCUGCACCGUACGCUGGCGACCCGGGUUCGAUUCCCGCCCCGUGGUCCUUUCCAGAUCCCACCCCGACUCUCUCUCCCACUCACUUCCUGUCAUUCUCUCUACUGUCCUGUCCAAAUAAAGGCAUAAAAAGCCCAAAAAUAAAUCUUUAAAAAAAAAAAGUAUCAUGAAGUGCACAUGGCACAGGAAGACACAUUGUACAUGUAUGAAUAGACACGGAUACAUAGGAAGAGAGAGAGAGAGAGAGAGAGAGAGAAAAGAGAGAAAGAGAGAGAGAAAGCUGUGGUUUAAAAUGUCCUCCCACAGAUUCGGGAGCACCAGUCUUUGCCUAUGAGUUCCAGCACCCGCCAAACAUGCUUGCAAAGAGACGCCCCAGCUUUGUCAGAGCAGACCACGGAGACGAGACUGUCUUUGCGUUUGGAGUCUGCUUCCUUAACGGCCGCCUCAAGCUGAAUGGCACGUUUACGGAGGAGGAGGAGGAGCUGUGUAGAACGAUGAUGGCAUACUGGGGCAACUUUGCACGCACCGGAUCCCCCAACGGGCCUGGCUUGACCCAUUGGCCUGCAUACGGUGCCAGGGAGGAGUACCUGGGUAUCGGGCUGAAGCAGCAGGCGGGACAACACCUGAUGGGUGACCGCUACACCUUCAUGACCCAGACACUGCCAGAGAAGAUCCAGGAGAUGAAGCAGCAGCAGCAGCAGCAGCAGCAGCAGGGAUCACAGCAGCAGCAGCAGCAGCAGCAGCAGCAGCAGGGAUCACAGCAGCAGCAGCAGGGAUCACAGCAGCAGCAGCAGCAGCAGCAGCAGGGAUCACAGCAGCAGCAGCAGCAGCAGCAGCAGCAGCAGCGCUCUGAGCUCUAGAGGAGACAGCUGCUGAUCACCUGAUCCAAUCACACUCAUGUCAGCCAGACCUCUUGUUAUGGCAGCAGAUCCAGUAUGUUGUGGAAAAUAAUGCACUCAAUAAAAAUACAUCUUUAUCUAAAAAUGUUAAAUCCAGUUACCAGAAUAAUUAAAUCCAGUAACCAGAAUUAAAAAUAAUUCCUUUUCUCUACUGAGCAAAUAAACAAGCACGU
Molecule: messenger RNA, 1322 nt
Organism: Sardina pilchardus (European sardine)
Lineage: Eukaryota; Metazoa; Chordata; Actinopteri; Clupeiformes; Clupeidae
Product: pyrethroid hydrolase Ces2e-like
Exons: 3
Coding region: 604-1110 (168 amino acids)
Biological process (GO): neuron cell-cell adhesion; chemical synaptic transmission; modulation of chemical synaptic transmission
Cellular component (GO): cell surface; plasma membrane; synapse
Molecular function (GO): neurexin family protein binding; signaling receptor activity
Source: RefSeq, a predicted model, not a curated record